GUUGUGUUUUAAAUUGUUGCUUUUACAAUUAACACAAGCAUUGUAUAUUAAGAAAUGGCGAUGGAUUUGGAUCGAAAUGAUCCUGAGGUACGAUUAUCACAAUUUCUAUAUGUUGGAAAAGAAUAUCCUGAUUAUCAACCUGGAAACUGGUUUGUUCAUAAUUACUUUUUGACUAAAAAUGUCCCAUCCAUUGAAGAGUUAGCUGAGAAUACAGACAAACAAUUAUUACCAAUUCAGAUUAUUACAAAGGCAUUUGAAAGUAAUCUUGUUCCACAUCCAGAAACACUGGUAUUUGCUCUAGCUGUUUGCUGUAGGCAAAUGAAAAGUGAAAAUUUACGUCAAGCAGCAUAUGCAGCCUUAAACAAAAUUUGUGUAUCUCCACAACAUUUUAUUUUAUUUAUAAAAUUUGCUUCUCAAAUAAGUAAACAAAAAGAACUUGAUGCAACUGGUACUUCUAAACAUGGAUGGGGUCAAGGUUUAAGAAAAGCUGUAAAUAAUUGGUAUUUAUCAAAAACUCCAAUGGAAUUAGCAAAGUGUGUUACAAGGUAUAAAGGCAGAUAUGGUUGGAAACAUAAAGAUAUCAUAAAAUUGUCUCAUCCUGUACCCAAUAAUUCUGGAGGAGAAUUGGUUCUUAAAUACAUAAUGCGUGGUUUGGAAGAAAUUAAAAAAUUAUAUGGAGAAGAUUCCACACUUACAGAAAUUCUAGAAUAUAUUGAACAUGUUGAAGAUUUUAAACACUGUACAGACGAAAUUCGUGCAGCAGGUCUUUUGGAAAUGUACAAAUUAACAUUAGAUCAUGUACCUGGCCACUUACUGAGAUCUAAAGAGGUUUGGAAUGCAUUAAUACCAUCAAUGAACUUAGUUAUGCUUUUGACCAAUCUGCAAAGAAUUCAUAAUCUUGAGUUAUUGAAACCAAAUUCACCAACAAUUUCAAAAAUAACAGAUCAAAUACUUAAUGAAGAAACUAUUGCCAGAGACAAAGUUCAUCCAGCUUUAGUAUUAGUUACAAUAAGAGACUAUGAAAAUUCUGGAAAGCCACUGACAUAUGAAAAAAGAAAGAUUAAAGAACAGUUUGACAGACCAUUGCCAGUUCCACCUAAACCAAAUUCUAAAAUCAUUGAUGCUCUCUAUAAAAUGUUGAAUCUUUCAUUUAUUCAUAUUCAACCCACUGGUUUACGUUACAUGGUAACAAUAAAUAUGAACAAAGUAAUGAUAGAAACACAUACUUGGCGCAGUGGUAAUGUGAAUGGUGCAGAAGCAGGGUGCAUGAUUGCACUUGCACUUCUUCGAAGUGAGAAGAACGUCACCGUUGCAACGUUUAAGAACGUUGGAAUUCAUACUGUAAAUAUUGAUAAAACGGCUUCUUUUGGUCAGGCUAUGAGAAGAUUACAACAAAUGCCCGUUGGAAACGUAAAUUUGGGUAAAGCAAUGUCAUGGGCUGCUCAUCAGAACAAUAAAUACGAUGUAUUUAUUAACAUUGUAGAUCAAAUAUUUGAAAAAUCUGAUACUUCUGAAGCAGCUCUUCAAGCAUAUAAAACAAAACUCAAACUUCCAGAUACAAAAUUAAUAAAUUGUGCUGUAUGUUCUUCGUCAACCUAUCGCAAGGAGAAGAGCGAUAAAAGCAUUUUGACAAUUAAUGGUUUUGACGCUAGUGUUCCUGUCGUUAUACAGGCUUUUGCAAAAUCUCUCUUUUAAUUACUGCAUGCAUAGCAAUUCUUUAUUUGGCAAGCAGUACUAGCUGAUGAAU
Habropoda laboriosa is the source of this 1747-nucleotide messenger RNA. Its product is annotated as 60 kDa SS-A/Ro ribonucleoprotein-like. Gene Ontology annotation, cellular component: ribonucleoprotein complex. The record is from RefSeq and is a predicted model, not a curated record. Bases 55 to 1695 code for a protein of 546 amino acids. Gene Ontology annotation, molecular function: RNA binding. The transcript has 8 exons. Lineage: Eukaryota; Metazoa; Arthropoda; Insecta; Hymenoptera; Apidae.